GUAAGCUAGUCGAGGGAACAAAUCAGUUUUUAGAAAACAUUGCACUAGUCUAGUUGAUACGCAAGGCAAUACCGUCAUGCUAUAUGAUUGGUCCAAGGGUAAUUAUUUGUGUUCUCUAAUUUAACAAUAUAAUGCCCCUGUACAUGUUACCUGUAGUAGGCAAAAAUCUUGCAUUAUCUCGGCCUAAAGUAAAAACAAAAAUCGCGAAAUAUCAUUACAUUGUAUUUUAUCUCUGUGUGUGUAUGUAAUUUUAUUAUAGAUUAAAAACUUGACAUUGACAUAUUUUUAUUAGGCUAAAAUAUUUUAAAUGAAGAAUGUCGACUAUGUGAAGAAAAACGACAAUCAAAAUUGCGUUGUGUGUGAAAUUUUAUACUAUAAAAUGCGAUUAAGUUUAAAGCAGUUAGUAUCAAUCGAAAGAAGAAAGGGUCUUUUAUUUGUGUCAGAAGAAAGUCGUUUUCAUUUUAAAUUAGAAAAGCGAAGAAACAAUCAUUUUAAUCCAAUUUUAAUAUAUUUUCAUUUCAUUUUAAAUAAUAAUCAGGAAGUACGAUUAUUUUCGUCUGCGUUCAAAAUGUUAGGUCCGCGUUUUGGCAAACUAUUAACCAAAGUAGUAUAAACUAAUUAUACAGCCUCGCUUACAUAUUAAAAAAUGCAAAUGAACAUAAUGGGAUACAUUUUCAAGAUGCAGGUUCCGUCGAACAUUGUGAAAUUUUUUUCGGCGUCAGAAUCAACAAGCGUUUUAACGAUUUCGGAGUCUAUCUUUGGGAUUCGCCUAGCGUCUAAUGUGGCCCGGAGGCCUGUUUAGAUUAGAUUUGUUUAUUUAGUCGCCGUUUUGUGUCGGAGUGAUAAAUAAAAACUACCGUAUUCAAUACAGUGAAUUCCUUUAACGAGGUUUAGCUACGAUGAAAUUACACUCGCUUAAGAAUAUUCUGGUACAAGAACGAAAUCACAACCGCGUUCCAUACAAAGUUCCACAUCCUUUCCUCUACAUUGCAACAUUGCCUUUGCUGCCUCUGCUAAUUGCCUUGCUUCCGUGUCUAGCAAUUUACAAAUUGCUGAUUCGAAUCAUACUCAUCGCAAGACAUGGCCACAAAUUUGGUGGAUUCUUUUCGAGUGCAGAUCAGAUCUGGACGUACGACGAUGAUAAUUGGAAAUCGAUAGUGAACGCUCUGUUCUUCCUCGAAUGCGAUGAAGAGGUAGAUCUGCAGAAAAUUGUGAGACUGAGGACGAAACAAAAAGUUUUUGAUGUGGACGACUACCCGAAGCUAAAGGCCACGAUGCACAGGUUUUGGGGAUUUCCGUAUCUGAUUAAAAACGACUAUUCUUUACACGAGUGCGUGAAACUUAUGAAGGUUCCUGGUGACAAACCGUUCGACCAAGUUGUCAUGAGAGACGUACUCAGUAAAGUUAGCAACCAACAGCUUCCGAGAAACGGCAAAGCCCUGUGGGAGAUUUUGCUAAGUGACAGGCCGCUUAUUAAAAAAGCUGACGAAAAAUACGUUUAUCCGGCUAUAGCUAGGUUUAACCACGCCGUCGGAGAUGGAGCAUCUUUGGUCUCAUUUUUUAUGAAGGUUUACAGCGAUACAGCGGCCGAACAGUAUUUGAAAGACGCUCUCAAGCGAUAUAGCGGUUAUCUUAACGCGAGUCCAAAAAAAUUCGACCUAGCUUUACUGGUAGAAUUUUCCAAAUCCGCUCUGCACUGCUUGUUUUUAAUCAGCGCGUUGCUUCCGUACUAUAUUUAUACGUUUGUCGUGAAAGAUGGUGAUCAGAACCCUUUAUAUGGGCCAGAUCUGUGUGGCGAAAAGAAUGCCGUGUGGUCUUGCGAGGAUUAUCAGGAACUGGUACCGAUGGUGAAGAAAAUUAAAAAUAGGCUGCCGAAUGUGACCUUCUUCGAUGUGAUCUGUACUGCCACUUCCUGCAGCCUUACCGACUAUUUUAAAAGGAAAGGUUUUGAUAUUCCCCAUGAACUGAACGUUGCAAUUCCACACAUCUUGUCCUUGAGAAACAUGUUGGACCCCGGUCCAGCCAAACUCCAGAACCGAUUCACCAUCGCUCCUCAAACAAUCCCAACCACCAGAUCAUCUUUGAUUGAGACACUUCUGGAAAUGAAGGAACAUUCCGUUAUAAUGAGAAGUCGACCUGAUUUGGAGGAACUGGCAGUGUCAGCUACUUCCAAACCGACUUGAAGGAUGUAGUGUUUUACGCGCCAAACAGGAAAAAGACCGGAUUCACAAUCAGCGUCUUAACAUAUGACAAUAGGUUCCAGAUAGGGCUUCAGGUUGACCAAGCUUUAAUCUCUUCCAUCGAAGAAACCCAGCGGAUUGCUGACGACGUAUUUAAGUACAUCAGGCUCUUGGAUGUAGAG
Molecule: messenger RNA, 2362 nt
Organism: Cylas formicarius (sweet potato weevil)
Lineage: Eukaryota; Metazoa; Arthropoda; Insecta; Coleoptera; Brentidae
Exons: 8
Coding region: 900-2183 (427 amino acids)
Biological process (GO): triglyceride biosynthetic process
Cellular component (GO): plasma membrane
Molecular function (GO): long-chain-alcohol O-fatty-acyltransferase activity; diacylglycerol O-acyltransferase activity
Source: RefSeq, a predicted model, not a curated record